Messenger RNA from Asparagus officinalis (garden asparagus), 1718 nucleotides. RefSeq lists its product as uncharacterized. Lineage: Eukaryota; Viridiplantae; Streptophyta; Magnoliopsida; Asparagales; Asparagaceae. Bases 372 to 1388 code for a protein of 338 amino acids. The transcript has 4 exons. Gene Ontology annotation, cellular component: cytoplasm. The record is from RefSeq and is a predicted model, not a curated record.
ACGUCACCCCCGUAAUAAUGCUGGUCUUCUUCUUCGAUUAGCAAACAAAACAAAUCCCCAAACUAACAAGCUCCGCUCUCUCGGGCCAAGAAUCAAGCUUCAAAUUCCCAUCUGGGUCUUCGUCGAACCUCCAAUUUUCCCCCCAAAUAGAGAGUGGAUCUUGCAUUGAUAUUGGCAAUUCUCAUCUGGGUCCUUGAUAUUCUCGAAAAUUCUCAUAUUAUAAUUUUCAUUUUGACUAAUUUUGGUCAGAGCUCUUCACCGUUACCAAGUUUCAAUAAAAAAUCUCAUCUGGGUCUAUAAAAAUUUUCAUUAUUUGUCAUCCUUAAAGAAUAUGAUGCCAGUGCCAUCUAGAUAUUAGAGUUCAUGUCACAAUGAACACCCAUUCAUUUCCUGCAUAUCUGAGAGGGGACUUUGAUUUAGAAUCCGGAAACAUCCGAAAAACCCGAAAGACAAAAAAUUCAUCAUCUGAUCCUCUCAAGAUGAUUAAAUCAUUUAGAAAUCAAUGUCAAUACUUCUACAAGAUGCACCCAGUCCUUGUUUUCCUCAUCUCCUUGUCAUUUGGGAUAACCAUCCUUGUUGUCCUUUCUGUAUAUGAAAGCCAUUUUAGAAUGAGCUUUCGAAAGAGUGAUGAUUUGAGUUUAGAACCGGAUUCUCACCCUUUUACGAAUCUUCAUAAUCUUGUUAUGGUUGCUGGCCAUUCUAUAUAUACAAGUGAAAGUUGCGGGAAAUUUGAAGAUGAGAGUUCGUGGUAUUUGGAGCCAUAUCAAAAGAAUCCUGGGCAGGCUUCUACAUUUGUAGAGCAUAUUAAAGUGGGGGUUGAGAUUGCGGCUAAAGAUGAUGAGGCUCUUCUUAUAUUUAGUGGUGGAGAGACUAGAAAAGAUGCUGGACCUCGCAGUGAGGCGCAAAGUUAUUGGACAGUUGCAGACUCAGAGGGAUGGUUUGGCAAGAAGGAGGCUGUGAGAGAUAGAACACUCACAGAGGAGAAUGCAAGAGACAGCUUUGAGAAUCUUCUUUUUAGUGUGUGUCGGUUUCGAGAACUAACUGGCACUUAUCCUCAGAAUAUUACAGUUGUAAGCUAUGAUUUCAAAGAACAGAGAUUCUCCCACCUACACCGAUCUGCCAUUGGAUUCCCCGAGCAAAGAUUCUCCUUCUUCGGCACUCCAGCUCCUCCUAAAUCAAGAGACGGAGCAACGCAAGGAGAAGCCAUCGCCAGGGCCCAGUUCCAGCUCGACCCUUACGGAUGUUUCGGCACUCUGCACCGGAAGAGGCUGAAGCGGGACCCUUUUCAUCGUACCGUUCCAUAUCCUGCUGGGUGCCCCGAGCUGAGGGAUUUAUUCAACUAUUGUGGUCCAGCGCCUUAUCCCGGUGUUCUACCCUGGGGACAGUAGGUUCAACCUCACAGUAUUUACUGUGAGGAAAAAGGGCAAAGAUAGGAGAACGUUGUAGCUUACGGGGAAACUAUCCAUGUCUUUUAUUAAUGGAAGUGAAGUGAACUUAAAUGCUCAAAAUUUACAAGUUUUUAUGUUCUUUGAAGAAAAGUUUAUAAGAGUUUAGUGUUUUAGAGUUCACCUCAGUGAUUAGAUAUGCUUCUUUUUUUUUUCUUUUUUUUUUGAGGUAAAAAUUGUUGGUAAUGUUGAUAUUAGAUCCUCGUUGUGAGUUAUUUCUUUGAGCAGCAACUGUCUGGAAAAUUGAUGGUAACAGGUGAUGUGAUGCUCUUA